This is a messenger RNA of Halichondria panicea, 2083 nucleotides long. RefSeq lists its product as uncharacterized. NCBI's taxonomy places the organism in Eukaryota, Metazoa, Porifera, Demospongiae, Suberitida, Halichondriidae. The record is from RefSeq and is a predicted model, not a curated record. Bases 76 to 1968 code for a protein of 630 amino acids. Gene Ontology annotation, cellular component: plasma membrane; cytoplasm. The transcript is spliced from 11 exons.
CCCCUUGUCAUGCGUUUCAAUAUGUGGGUGUGGUGAGCUAGCUAGCUGUAUGCAUGCUGUACAUGUACUGUGUGCAUGUGGUACAUGGUAGAUCUGUACUGUGCAAUUUCAAAGAGAUCGAGAAUGGACAAGCUCUGUGGCGUGGGAUCUCUUCAAGUGGUCUCCCACAAGUUCUCUAAUGGUGUGCAAGUUGUACGCUGUGUCCUAGACUUCUUCAAGUCUAUGGCAGAUGUGGAGCUGGCAUAUUCACAGUCGAUUGGUCGCCUUGUUCGUAGCUCCGCCUACACCUUCCACUCCAAUAUCCUCAUGCAGUGGCUGGGAUCAGAGCCGUACGAGGAAACUGGAACCAUGAAGCAUUGUUGGCAGCAGCUGGGUACCGAGGUCUCCCUGUUGGCAGACCACCAUGCCAACAAGGCGGAGGGCUACCUCACACCAGUCAGGAUACAACUGCAGACACUCCUGCCACGACUGGAAGACAUGCGGAUGAAGCUCAAGAACAAGACCCAGCAGUUGAGGACAUCAGUGGAGAUAGCUGAGAAGAUACACAACAAAGAGAAGACCAAGUACCAGCAGAUGGGGGACACUUGUCUGAGACUGCGUGGACGAAUGGAUGGGGAAGAUGGACAGCAACCAGGGGUCAUAAGAAUGAAAAUGACGGAGCACAAAGAGGCAGUGAUGACCAGAGAUUUGGAGCUACAGGAAAAGGCUUACAAAUCAGCCCACGAAGAGUUGGUGAAGAUCUACCAGAUCUUCAACAGGGAGAUUGAGGAGUUGUACACAGAAGUGGAACAGACUGAGAGAGAGAGAGUGAAGACCUUGAAAGAGUCAUUACAGCAAUUCACAAAGAACCUGUCCAACACAGCACCUGUGUACCUGGAGGGAAUGAGCAAGAUAGUCCUGACUAUAGAUGAGAUUGAUGCCUCCAGUGAUAUAGAGAACUUUGUGGAAUCGCAGACCCAACUCUCAGAGAAACUUACACCCCCAAUCUUUGAGCAGCACCAGGCGGCCACACUCACCUCACCUCCUCUGAUGAGGGAACAGAUCUCUCCAGAUACUCAAACACAGACGGAGGAUGAUUCGAUGCUGAAUGGGAAUCGAACUCCCUCUCUCAGGAGUCAAAGGUCAAUAUCCAACGACAUUCUCAAUACAGACACUGAAAAGGUCAAAGAUCAGAGUACACAGGUCAAAAAUAAACACAAACAGUCACCAGAAGAAGUGGUUGUACGAGUAGCUAAGAAGAGACCAUCUGUCAAACCAAAGCCACCUUCAACAAGUGAUAAUCGUGCAGUAAGUUCUUCAGAACAUACGAGCAGUUCUUCAAGUCAUGUGAGUCAAGUUAUAAUGAGGAUGGAAUCCAGUGGUGAGGCGGCAAGUCGACCACACAAACCUCCCAAUAUUGUAUUACCAUCAGUGAGAUCAUUGGAACACACUGGACGCCCUCGAACACGAACCAAUCCCUCCCCUCUCACCACACCCAUUUCAACUCGUCGGUUAUCAGCACACAUUCCUAAGCACGAUGAGGUGGCAGACACUCUAGAGAAGCUGAGAAGAUUAGCGUUGAACAAUGACUGUUAUGGUCUACUGGGGGUGGAGUCCAGUGCCAGCCUGGAGGAGCUAACUCGUGCAAGGAGGGAGAAGUCACGGCAACUACAUCCCGACCACUUUGCUGGACAGCCAGACAGGAAACACAAAGCUGAGGAGCAGCUGUCACGGAUCAACCAAAUCUUUCAAGACGUUCUCAAGACUCCUGACAAAAGAGAUCUGUACGACAAACUCUGUCAUUUCAGAAAAUUCUAUGAGCGCAUCCCUGAACAGUACAAGGGUCUGGACAAGGCUAGGCGCAAACUAGCGGAUCACGCUCGGCUCAUCAAGAAGGCACAGUUCCCACUCACGUUGCUAGAGGAAGCACAGCUAGCUGUUCAACUGGUAGAACUCAGAAUAGCCAAAGUACCUCAGGACAACACUUAGUAUAAAAUUUUUAAGACAGUGUUUUCGUUUGGUAGUGUUUUUUAGUUUUUUAGUGUCUGUACGUGUUUUUGACCUCCCAAUCAACAGGUGUGAGAUUAUAUCAUGUUUCAUUAAA